AUGGAGGCAGCAAUGGGAGUGGUUUUCUUAUCACAGAUUGUGUGUGGAGUCCUUGGAAAUUUCUUUCUUCUCCAUCAUUAUCUCCUUCUUUACUUUACUGGACACAGGUUAAGGUCCACAGAUUUGAUUCUGCAGCACUUGAUGGUAGCCAAUUCUUUAUUCCUGCUCUCUAGAGGAGUCCCCCAGACAAUGGCAGCUUUUGGCUUGCGAGAUUUCCUCAAUGACUUUGGGUGCAAACUCGUGUUCUAUCUUCAUAGAGUGAGCAGGGGUAUGACCAUCAGCAGAACCUGCCUCUUGAGUGGCUUCCAGGCCAUCACCAUCAGUCCCAGAAACUCCAGGUGGGCGCAGGUUAAGGUAAAAGCCCCCAAGUAUAUUGACUGCUGUGUUUUCUUGUGCUGGAUCCUGCAAAUGCUGGUGAAUAUAAUUUGUCCUAUAUAUGUAGCUGGAAAAUGGAGCAAAAGGAACAUCAUGCUGAAAAAGGAUUUGGGAUUCUGUUCUGCGAAUCAUGCUGACACAAUAAUCACUGUAUCGCUCUAUUCAGUGGUGUUAUUAUUUCCUGAUGUUGCAGGUUUGACCCUCAUGGUCUGCACCAGCAUCUCCAUGCUUCUCAUUCUGUACAGGCACAGGCAGCAUGUCCAAUACAUCCAUAUGACUAAAGUCUCCAAAUCUUCCACCGAGUCCAGAGCUACGCAAAGGAUCCUGGUCCUUGUGAAUACCUUUGUGUCAUCCUACAUCCUCUCCUCCAUUUUCCAAGUCUAUAUUUCUAAUUCCUAUCAACCUAACUGGCUAUUGGUGAGCAUAGGUGCAUUUAUGUCUCUGUGUUUCCCGGCUUUCUGCCCCUUUGUGCUGAUGAUACAUGUUCUGGUGUCCAGGCUCUGUGUCUGGGUAAGGAACACAAAGCCUCCUAAUCUUAAGAGAAUUGUUUGA
Heterocephalus glaber (naked mole-rat) is the source of this 927-nucleotide messenger RNA. Its product is annotated as vomeronasal type-1 receptor 4-like. Gene Ontology annotation, cellular component: membrane. The record is from RefSeq and is a predicted model, not a curated record. Gene Ontology annotation, molecular function: pheromone receptor activity. Lineage: Eukaryota; Metazoa; Chordata; Mammalia; Rodentia; Bathyergidae. Gene Ontology annotation, biological process: G protein-coupled receptor signaling pathway.